Orcinus orca (killer whale) is the source of this 455-nucleotide messenger RNA. RefSeq names its product thyroid stimulating hormone subunit beta (gene TSHB). Bases 1 to 417 code for a protein of 138 amino acids. NCBI's taxonomy places the organism in Eukaryota, Metazoa, Chordata, Mammalia, Artiodactyla, Delphinidae. Gene Ontology annotation, molecular function: hormone activity. Gene Ontology annotation, cellular component: extracellular region; cytoplasm. The transcript has 2 exons. Gene Ontology annotation, biological process: G protein-coupled receptor signaling pathway. The record is from RefSeq and is a predicted model, not a curated record.
AUGACUGCUAUCUUCCUGAUGUCCAUGCUUUUUGGCCUUGCAUGUGGGCAAGCAAUGGCUCUUUGUAUUCCAACUGAGUAUAUGAUGCAUGUCGAAAGGAAAGAGUGUGCUUACUGCCUAACCAUCAACACUACCAUCUGUGCUGGAUAUUGUAUGACACGGGACUUCAAUGGCAAGCUGUUUCUUCCCAAAUAUGCUCUGUCCCAGGAUGUUUGUACAUAUAGAGACUUCAUGUACAAGACUGUAGAAAUACCAGGAUGCCCACGCCAUGUUACUCCUUAUUUCUCCUACCCUGUAGCUAUAAGCUGUAAGUGUGGCAAGUGUAAUACUGACUAUAGUGAUUGUAUACAUGAAGCCAUCAAAACAAACUACUGUACCAAACCUCAGAAGUCCUAUGUGGUGGGAUUUUCUAUCUAACUUCAAUUGUGAUGUAAUUUGCAAUUUGGUUAAAUGUG